AAAGAAAAAAGGUUUUAAUACGCCAUCUCACUUGACUGCCAAAUAGUAAAAGGCGGAAACCGACGGUAAAAUGGUUCUCUAACAAAAUCAAACCAGCUCUUAAGGAAAACAAGAAUGAGUGACCUAAAACGUCAUUUUGACCAAGGCCUGAAAUCAUACACUUACACAAACUAAAUGCCCUAUUGUAACAUUACUAACGGAAACUGUUUUUUCUUGAAAAGACUGGAUCGAAUUUUUUUAUUACACAAAAGCUUGAAUUAUUAAGCGAUUAGAACAAGCUUGAAGUUAUGUCAUCCUAAAUGUCAGUAACUGUUCAAAGAAAGAAAAAACUUCGAAGAUAUGAGAGAUUUAUGCAAUAUCAUCACUUUAUUUUGACAAACAUACCACUCCCUCGCACUUUCCUAAAGGAUGAGACAGUCCAGAUUAUUCCCUUCACUGCUGAAGCGAAUUCUCUCCCAGACUGCCUGCUUUAGUUCCAGCCCCAAACCUGUACCAGUCUGUAUAGUAGGCAGUGGACCAGCAGCUUUUUACACGGCUCAACAAAUACUUAAAGGAGAUGCGUCUGUAGAAGUGGACAUUUAUGAACGUCUUCCAGUGCCUUUUGGAUUAGUUCGAUAUGGGGUGGCACCUGACCACCCUGAAGUAAAAAAUGUUAUUAAUACUUUCACAAAGACUGCCAGUCAUGAUCGCUGUACGUUCAUUGGUAAUGUCACAGUUGGGAGAGAUGUCACCAUCAAGCAAUUGAGGGAAUCCUAUACUGCUGUUGUUUUGGCUUAUGGAGCAGAUUCUGAACGGAAACUAAAUGUUCCAGGGGAGAAACUGCCAAAUGUAUUCUCAGCUCGACGUUUUGUUGGCUGGUAUAAUGGUUUGCCUGAAAACAAAGAUUUACCAGUUGACCUUAAUGUCGAAAGUGUUGCAAUCAUAGGACAUGGCAAUGUCGCUUUAGAUAUUGCAAGGAUUCUGUUGACCCCAAUAGAUCUGUUGAAAAAAACUGACAUUGCAGAACAUGCAUUAUCAGUGCUGGCCACAAGCCAAGUGAAGCAUGUUCACUUAGUCGGUCGUCGUGGUCCACUACAUGUGGCCUUUACUAUUAAAGAACUGCGAGAAAUGAUUCAUUUACCAGAAGCCCGCCCUGUGAUGGAAAAAGAUGACUUCAUAUCUUUAGACAGUUUCUUGGAAGCUCUACCUCGUCCUCGCCGUCGGCUCACUGAACUGCUUUAUAAGACAGCUAUUACACCAACUGAGAAAGACUUGAAAAUGUGGAAAGAUGCAAUUCGCAAAUGGUUUUUGCACUUUCAGAGAAGUCCAAGGGAGAUAAUCAGUGAUGCGUCAUCAAAAGUAACUGCUGUAAGAUUAACAGUCAACCAACUAGAGGGUGAAGAACCAUUAAACGAGAAAGCAGUUCCUACAAAUGAAACAGUCGACUUACCAUGUGGAUUGGUACUCAGCAGCAUUGGUUACCAGAGUAUUCCAUUAGAAUCACAUUUACCAUUUGAUGCAGUUAAAGGAAUAAUGCCAAAUGACAAGGGCAGAGUCACUGGUGCCGAUGGUGUUUACUGUUCUGGUUGGUUGGGUCGUGGUCCAACUGGAGUCAUUCUUAACACCAUGAAUGAUGGAUUCAUAACUGCAAAAACACUUCUCAAAGAUCUAAAAGCAAAUGUAUUAGACUUAAACAAGCCAGGGAAAGAGGUUAUUCUUCAGCACCUAAAAAAUAUUGGUGUGCAAACAGUUUCUUUUGAUGAUUGGACCAAGAUUGACCAAAUAGAAACCUCAAAUGCGAAACUAACUGAACGUCCUCGAGAGAAGAUUGUUGAUGUUGAGAAGAUGUUGAAAAUAGCUGCCUCUUAAUGAUAAUUGUUCUACCUAGAAUGAAUUAGUCACUUGUUGUUUGUUUUUGUAAUAAAGCAUAUUUAUUUUCAUCAAUA
Molecule: messenger RNA, 1925 nt
Organism: Octopus bimaculoides (California two-spot octopus)
Lineage: Eukaryota; Metazoa; Mollusca; Cephalopoda; Octopoda; Octopodidae
Product: NADPH:adrenodoxin oxidoreductase, mitochondrial
Molecular function (GO): oxidoreductase activity
Source: RefSeq, a predicted model, not a curated record